ACUACCGCCAGCAUGCACUCGCACUCCACCACUGCAUCCCUCCACGAUGUGUGCCACUCUACCGCGUCUUGCCAUAGCACGCCCGGCGAUACGCCCGCUACGGGACAUGCGCAACCUCACGGCGCUCCCGUCAGUUCCAUGACCGCCCCUCAGUGCUGCCACUGCGGCUGGCGGGGCUCUCAUGCGCCAACCUGCCCUUUCAAGUGA
Messenger RNA from Punctularia strigosozonata HHB-11173 SS5, 207 nucleotides. RefSeq lists its product as uncharacterized. The record is from RefSeq and is a predicted model, not a curated record. The transcript has a single exon. The annotation marks the transcript as partial. Lineage: Eukaryota; Fungi; Basidiomycota; Agaricomycetes; Corticiales; Punctulariaceae.